AUGGCAUCCUUCGACAGUUCACAGGUUUUGGUUAUAUUCGUACUCGGUGGUCCAGGUGCAGGUAAAGGCACGCAGUGUGGAAGGCUAGUAGAGGAUUACAGCUUCUGUCAUUUGUCUGCGGGCGAUUUGCUCCGCGCAGAACAAGCCAGAGAAGGCAGUGAGGCUGGUGAACUGAUCAAGUCGUUCAUCAGGGAAGGUCGCAUUGUCCCAUCCUACGUCACACUUAAUCUGCUUAAAAACGCGAUGGACGAUGCCAUAACGCAUCGUAACACUACGCGCUUCCUCAUUGAUGGCUUCCCCAGACAGAUGGACCAGGCGUUGUCGUUCGACGAGCACAUCUGCAACUCCCGUUUCGUACUCUACCUCAAUUGCCCAGAGAGCACAAUGGAGGAGCGUCUCUUAAAGCGCUCGCAAACCUCAGGCAGAGACGACGAUAAUGUGGAGUCUAUCAGGAAGAGAUUCGCCACCUUCAUCAACACUUCGAUGCCGGUGAUUGAGCAUUACCAGAAAAUGGACAAGGUCGUCCAAGUAGACUGCACUGCUUCUGUAGAUGAUGUUUAUGCACGCGUCAAAGAGGCAGUCAAUAAGCAGAUAAGUUGA
This is a messenger RNA of Wallemia ichthyophaga EXF-994, 600 nucleotides long. RefSeq names its product Uridylate kinase. The transcript is spliced from 2 exons. Gene Ontology annotation, biological process: UDP biosynthetic process; 'de novo' pyrimidine nucleobase biosynthetic process; CDP biosynthetic process. The record is from RefSeq and is a predicted model, not a curated record. Gene Ontology annotation, cellular component: cytoplasm; nucleus. Lineage: Eukaryota; Fungi; Basidiomycota; Wallemiomycetes; Wallemiales; Wallemiaceae. Bases 1 to 600 code for a protein of 199 amino acids. Gene Ontology annotation, molecular function: ATP binding; UMP kinase activity.